This is a messenger RNA of Labeo rohita (rohu), 4269 nucleotides long. Its product is annotated as WW domain binding protein 1-like. The coding region runs from base 485 to 1738 and encodes 417 amino acids. Lineage: Eukaryota; Metazoa; Chordata; Actinopteri; Cypriniformes; Cyprinidae. The record is from RefSeq and is a predicted model, not a curated record. The transcript is spliced from 5 exons.
CACGUCUACUCCGAUUGGUCCGCAUCCUGCUGCCUCCAACCAAUCAGCGAAAGAUCCGAUAAACGUUCUGACAUUAUGUCUGCAGCCUCGCGCCGUCUGUUGUAAAAAUGAGAUUAUGUAUUUGAUUACAACACACAGGUAAAUAGCAAACCUUUUAAUGUACGGUUCGUUCUGUAGUUAAGAUACCACGGCGCAUUCGGCCGUCUGUCGUUUGCGAUGAGGCGGCUGAAGCUCCAGGUGGAAAUGGCGGACGGAGAGAGACAGUCGGUGCAGGAUCCCAAGGAAUGAGCGAAUCAGAACGCACAGCGACUUCAUUACAGGCCGUUUGCUACAAUAACACGAGCAUCGCGUUUAGUACGAUGAUCCUAACAGCAUAUAUGGACACCUGUGUCCUUCAUCAGGCUCGAGCGGUGUGGCCAUAGCAGCAGUUCUGGAGGAAGCGGAGCAGCGAGUGUUUAGGUGGCGCCACGCCCUGCUGCAGGGUAUGGAGUACCACAGUUCAGGGACGCUGCCUCUCCUGGGCAGCCCGCGCUACUGUCCCGGCACCAACAGCGCCAGUGGCUACCUCUGCCAGACCGGCCACUGCUGCCAGGAGACAGGCUGCUGCACCUACUACUAUGAGCUGUGGUGGUUUUGGCUGCUGUGGAGCGUGCUCAUCCUGUUCAGCUGCUGCUGUGCCUAUCGACACCGGCAGGCGAAGCAGCGUGUCCAGCAGCAGCAGAGACAGAGGGAGAUCAACCUCAUGGCUUAUCACGGAGCCUGCAGUUACCCGUCCUCCAUGUUUGACCUCAGUUUCCUUGCCUCACUCAAACUGCCGUCCUAUGAGGAAGUAGCAGCCCAACCCAGCACCCCGCCCCCUCCCUACAGCUCCGUCGCCUACCCACGAGGCUCCGCCCACCCCGGCCCGAGUCACAUGCUGUCAUCACAGAGCUCUGACAACUACACCAGCUGCUCCUGCGACUCCUGCUGUCCAUCAUCACCCUGUAGCUCCUCCCCCUCUUCGGCCCAACUCACAGAUGAAACUGAUACUAGCCACGCCUCCACGCCCUCACUCUGCGAGCCUGGCCACACCCACUCAGCGGUCAUGCACACCGAGUGCGCUCCAAUUCCACCACUUAACGAAGACAGCCAGUCGCCAACACGAAGCACAGCAGAGGUCGUGGAGGCGGAGCUUCCGGGCUCCGCCCCUCUGGAUUCCAAUGGGAACAACAAACCGGUGAAGAAUAUCACUAGUAGCACAGAUAACGUUACUGAAAUAGUAGACGCAUCCCAAACUAUUAGUACUAACAAUGUCUGCGAUGCGAACAGCGCUAAUAACAUUAGCAGUCCAAAUUCAAAGAAUAUCACCAGCCUUUGUCAUCCAGCCAACAUUUUGACUCCAGCAUCCUCCUCAACGUCUCUCCAGCUCUUCUCCAUGUCCGACCCGCUCGGUGUUCGUCCCGUGCAGCAGAAUAAUGCAGCUCAAAGGGAGGAGCUUACACAGGCUCCGCCCCCUCAGUCUCCACCCAGAACGGCUCUCUUUUCUCCCGGCGUUGAACCAGAGCGCCGCGAUUCCGCCGUGAGCGACCUGGAUGUGGAUCAAACGCACUUCCAGCAGCGACGGCUGACUGGAGACUCCGGCAUCGAGGUUUGCCGCUGCCGCGUAGAACGUGAAGAAGGGGAUGAUGAAGAAGAAGAAGAAGAAGAAGAAGAAGAAGGGAGGACACUUACAGGCAGAAUCUGCGAUUGGAACAGAUGACGCUCUUCACGAUAGUCCGGACUGUUCCGCCAGAGCCAGACCGGAUGGGGGCGGGAAAGAGGCGUGGCCUGUCUCUUCUGUGUCUCCGCCCACUGACGCAGUCGUCAUUGCAAUGGAAACUGACUGAGUGUGACGUUAAGAGCACGCAGGUGUUGUUGUGAGAGAAACCCUGUACAGACUGAAGUUAUAAAACACAUUAAUCAGCAACCUCAUCUUUGGUCUAAGGCUCUUCUGCUCACCUCGGCUGCAUUUAUUUGAUCGAAAAUACUGUUAAAAAUGUGAAAUAUUUUUACAAUUUCAAAUAUCUGUUUUCUAUGUGAAUAUCUGUUAAGCUGUAAUUUAUUUCUCUGAUCACAUCUGAAUUUUCAGCAUCAUUGCUCCAGUCUUCAGUGUCACAUGAUCCUUCAGAAAUCAUUCUAAUAUGCUGAUUUGCUGCUCAGCAAACAUUUCUGAUUAUUAUCAAUGAAAACUGUUUAUUUUCUGAGAAAACUGAUACAUUACUAUUCACUGUAAAAAAAAAUUCCAGAAAAUUUACAGUAAAAAAACGGCAGCCGUGGUUGCCAGAAUUUACUGUAAAAAAUAUGUUAUCAACAUAUUACGUUUUACGGUUUUAACUAAAAUUUACAUUUAAAUACUGUAAUUUCAUUAACUCAUAUAAUGUUAAUGUACCAAUCUAUUGUCCAAUACACUUUUUUUUUUUUACCAUUUUUACCAUAUGUACAGUAGGGGAACUUACCGUUAACCAUUUAACAGGUUACUGUAGCCUUUUUACAGUUUUUUACUGUUAAAAUUCACAGUCAUUUUUUACAGAGUUAAAUAAUAAUGAAAAAAGGAAAUUGAUACUUUUUUUCAUCAAGGAUGCAUUAAAUUGAUCAAAAGUGACAGUAAAGACAUUUAAAAUGUUACACAAGGCUUCAAAUUCAAAUAAAUGCUGUUUUUUUAACUUUCUAUUCAUCUGUGAAACAUGAAAAAUAAAAUGUAUGACUGUUUUGUGCAGCACAACUGUUUUCAUCAUUGCUAAUAAUCAGAAAUGUUUCUUGAGCAGCAAAUCAGUAUAUUAGAAUGAUUUCUGAAGGAUCAUGUGACACUGAAGACUGGAGUAAUGAUGCUGAAAAUUCAGCUUUGAUCACAGAAAUAAAUUACAUUUUAACAGAUAUUCACAUAGAAAAGAGCUAUUUUAAAUUGCAAUAAUAUUUCAGAAUUACUGUAUUUUGAUCAAAUAAAUGCAGCCUUGGUGAGCAGAAAAGGCUCUUUCAAAAACACUUUUGGCUAGUGUAUAUUUGUGUCUGUCUCUGUUGAGCUCACAGAUGCCCAAAUUAGAUCAAAGUUGGCCCGCUUUGACUGUUUUUUUUUUUUUAACCCAUCAUGCCAUAUGACAAGAGGAGGGGGAAAAAUAGAAAUAAAAGCAUAAUUUAAUUUCCAUUUUAUCUUUUUUUAAACAUUUUUAUUUAUUUUUGCAUUAAACGUAGAGGAUGUAUUUAGAUUUUUUUAUAAUGCAACAUUUUUGUUUACUUUUGGCCAUUCGUAGUAAAAGGUUUGAAAUGUUCUUCAUCGUGAUGUGAACUCUAGGGUGACGCGACCUGAAGAUACAGACAUGCAAACACACGCAAACGUGGACGAUGUUCUGACUGGACGUUCGGAACGAACCCUUUCCUACUUUCUCUCUGACGGUCCGGCUGCUUCUUUUGCUCAUUAGUUUUAAACGAACACCAACAGUUGUGAUACAACAACACACACAAACGCCCUUCCCAUGGAAUUCUGGGUAAUGCAGAACAUGAAAAGAAACACGGAAAGCAAGCAUUUGCUGAUGUUCGCCCGGAGGUUUCUGCACUACCCAGCGUUCCUCAACACCAGCUCGGCCAAAACAGAUGCUGCAUCGCAACCACUCAAGAAGAAUCGAGACUCACCUCAGGACUUCUGCUUCAGUUCAACAUUUAUUACGAACAUUCGUUUACGUCUUUGUCACACACCGAUACGCCAUUGUUCAUUUACAACAUGCAGGCGAGCGAAUCGCAACAAGUCUGUCAAGAUCACGUUCGAUUCUGAAAUCAAAUGAAAGACAUAGGAAAUUAUGUUUUGCAAUUUUUGCAUUAUUUCCAUGACUUUUAAGCACAUUUAACCCUUGUAAUGUUUAUAUAAUUGCUGUAAUGUGAACAGAUAGAUUUAUAUUGUAUAGUAAAUGCAUGAUAGUAUUUGUUGUACUGCCAUUAAUUUAUACUGAUUCAAAUGUAAAACGUCAUUGUAUUAAAAGAAUUGAGAUUAAAUAGUUUUAAAAAAAUGAAAGAAAACAAAAAAGAUGAACUACAAUAAUGAUAAUUUGAGAAGAAUAUGUGCUUAACUAUCAUAAAAAUAAAUGCAAUAAAUUGUAUUUUUUAAUUAUAAAAAAUUAAGAGAAAUAACAAAAAAUAAUAAAACAAAAACAAUGACUUUUUGAGAUAAAAAUGUGCUUAAUUAUCAUGAAAAUAUUUUUUUUUUUAAUUAUACGUUUAUAUAUAUACAUAUAUAUAUAUAUAUAUUUUUUUUUUUUUUUU